Xiphophorus hellerii (green swordtail) is the source of this 1287-nucleotide messenger RNA. RefSeq lists its product as uncharacterized. The coding region runs from base 64 to 954 and encodes 296 amino acids. Gene Ontology annotation, molecular function: MHC class II protein binding; protein tyrosine kinase binding. Gene Ontology annotation, cellular component: membrane raft; external side of plasma membrane. The record is from RefSeq and is a predicted model, not a curated record. Gene Ontology annotation, biological process: interleukin-15-mediated signaling pathway; positive regulation of ERK1 and ERK2 cascade; T cell activation. NCBI's taxonomy places the organism in Eukaryota, Metazoa, Chordata, Actinopteri, Cyprinodontiformes, Poeciliidae. The transcript is spliced from 7 exons.
UUCAAUAGCUGCCAGUGUCGGUUUAGUUCAUUAGAACAAGAAAGACGGAAGCAUCAAGGAGCAAUGGCUGAACUAAAAUGGAUUAAAGUUCAUUUAUUUCUGUUCCUGGGGCUUCAGUUUACUGUGUGCACAAUAACUGGAUCAUCUGUUUUCAUAAGAUCUGGGGAUGAUAUGGUUUUGUCUUGCCAACAUGUGAUAAGUGGUCAGAUAAACUGUAAUGGUACUGCAUGGCUCUAUGGUAACACCAGCAGCUCAGUAGAACUGGUUACACUGGGACAGGUUAAAAAUGUUCAGAGUAAAUCUAACAGACUGAGUGUUGCAGCAAAAUGUUCUCUGGUAAUGAGGAACAUCACAGUGAAGGAUGCUGGUUAUUAUAAUUGCCAACAAUAUAAAUCUGAAGCUGAACCCAGUAAACACAUUCUGGUUCAUCAGUCUGGAGUUUCUCUGUCUGUUGUUCACAUGAGUGAGCAGAAGGUUACAGAUGUGGUGACAUUAACCUGCUCUGUGGAGACGUUUGGUCAGUGUGAAUACAGAGUGAAAUGGCUGACUGACUGUUCUACUGGGAAUAUCGCUCCGAUCAACUGUCCAACACAACACUCUGGCUGCUCUGCUGCAGUUUGUUUUAUAGAGGAUUCCUACACACAGAGUUGUGAGUUCCAGUGUGAAGUCACAGACGGUGAAACCAAACAGAUCUUCAACUUCAACCAUCAGUCCACAGAAGAUAAAUCAGGUAAAACUACAUGUAACCCAACAAGAAAAGCUGAAGAUGCCACAUCAGUUUUGCCUAUGAGAAAUUCUUUGUCCAAUGAAGGAAUAAAGAUCAUCAUCCUCUCUCUGGGUUUAGUGGCGCUUUCAGGAACUGUUCUGGUCGUUCACAUCUGGAUAAGAAUCAAAGGAAACAAAACAUGGACUGUAAGAAAUAAAAGUGGUGAUGAUGAAGAAGAUGAACUGUAAAAACCCUUGAGACUGUUUGGUUUAUGUCAGAAUCCAUUCAUGAAUAUUACCCAGUCCUCAAUAUAUUAAGACCCAAACUGUUAGGCUGCAGACAUUUUCAUUAGUAUUGAUUUUAUAUGAUAGUUAGAUUAUUUGCACACAAGAGGGCAGCAGAGAGCCGGAAGUAGUGAAUCUUGUCACCUUGUUUUCAGGAAGAGGUUUGGUUAAUGUCAGACAGAAACCUGUUAACUGUCGUUUUGCUUCAGUUUGUAACCAGAGAUACUAUCAAUAUGUAUGUUUUGCUAAUUCUUUGCAAAAAUAUUAAGAUUAAUGUGGAUUUAUUAUCAUUUUUCU